Neurospora hispaniola is the source of this 2555-nucleotide messenger RNA. Its product is annotated as ankyrin repeat-containing domain protein. The record is from RefSeq and is a predicted model, not a curated record. Gene Ontology annotation, cellular component: ciliary inversin compartment. The coding region runs from base 431 to 2479 and encodes 682 amino acids. Gene Ontology annotation, biological process: protein localization to ciliary inversin compartment. Gene Ontology annotation, molecular function: protein binding. The transcript has a single exon. NCBI's taxonomy places the organism in Eukaryota, Fungi, Ascomycota, Sordariomycetes, Sordariales, Sordariaceae.
CUACUGCAAUUAGUGGCGGUUAGGGGGGGCCCGUCGUCGUGAAGCCGUCCAGUGGUUUGUGGCCGUUUAGCGUUAUCUGCAGCGUGUCAGCGACUUUAGGUGCAGUGCCACCUCACUCAUCACCACCACGACCGCCGCGCCGGGCCCGCCGCCAGGGGUCGGGACUUGGUUGACAAUCCUUUUUUUUCAUGUGGGUAGCAGCCCUGACGGGAAGGAUGGAUGGACUCUCGUGGAAUUCGAGAUCCGAUGAUAUAUGUAUCGUGCUCGCGCUGGUCGCAGUGCGGUACCGACCUUGGGUACUUGACAUAGUUUCAUGCUGCUUUGCCUUCCUCCGACAGCCGGCACCAGAUAGACAUCAUCACCACCCAUCAUCGUCAUCGUCAUCGUCAAAGGAGGAAGUCGACGUCAGGCAGCAACAACACCACCCAACAUGGCGACGACAACAACGAUCAUGGCCACCACCAUCACUACACCAGGACCCAUCCUGCUUCCACCAACACCACCACAGACACCACCCCUCGAGGCCAAAAGGUCGUCGUCAUCAUUUUCCCCCAUCUCCAGCGACGCCUUUUAUUCCGACGACAACCUGCCAACACUGCCGCUUCCAGCAGCAAAAACCACCCACCUCCCUCUGUCUUCCGCCCUUGGGCUACCCAGCCCCAAGAACACAACAUUCACAUUCGAAAAACCCCCUCCUCCCCCCGCAAAACCAACCCUCUCUCGCCUGGCAGUCUCAUCCCGCCUCUCCGAAUUAGGAUGGAAAUCCCGUCCUCGCCAAGGACCCCAAGGCGAUUGCCGACAACUCCAAAAGCCAAACAAAAGUCUCCAAGUACCCACGCUGCUUCCUGGAGGCGUCCCGGCCGUGGUUCUGCAUGGGCCCAAGUGCGAGUGUCGGGAGCGGGAAGAGACAACAGAGAAGGCGGGCGAUGAUGAGCUAGUAGCAAGGGUGUUGGCGCUGGCACAACGCACGGCAGUGAGACAGCGGCUUGAGCAGCAGAGGAGAAUGAGGGAAGAGCAGCGAAGGGCAGCAGAAAAGAGGGAGAGGAGUUUAGAGAGGAAGGGAAAGAGGGGUGGCAUGAUUUGUGGGUGGAGAGUUGGCAUACCCAAGGAAGUGACGAGGUUUUUUUCGAGCAGGACAUCAUCUGUCUCGCUGUCCGACUCCAGUUCCGACUCCGACUCUGACCCCGAGUCGACGACGGUCACCGGCAGCACCAGCAUGGGACUCGGAUUCGACCAAGACAAAAUCACCGAUCUCUGUCUCGCCUGCUCCAACCUCGACAUUGACAAAAUCGUCACCCACCUCUUUACCAACAAGGUCCCCAUCAACGGGCGAUGUACCAUUACUACCUCGGCGGAAGUUCCACUUGAUUCUCAACCAGUCGAGACCACCCCCCUCUUUUCCGUGCUUCGCUCUCCCCUCUUCUCGACUCGUCCAAAAGGUCAGAUGGCAAUCCUCCGACUUUUGCUCGACCUGGGCGCCGACCCCAACGCUUCCAUUUCCGUCGUCCCGCUAUCAUCCGAAUUCGAAUCCACCCAUCUUCCAGCCCAAACACAGCCUGGAAGGCUCACCAUCCUCAGCGCCGCCUCCAUCCUCGGUCUACCAGAAGCAGUCUCCCUCCUCCUCGAGCGCGGCGCCAAGGUCGACGCAAGGCAAUCCAGUCUGCCACUUGGCGUCGAUGGAAAAUGGGGCAAAGGGCUCAGCGCAUUGGACGUGGCCACAAUGGCAGGCCACGAUCGCGUCGUCGAGAUUCUUCUUCGGGCAGGUGCCAACGUGACAGGAACCUGCGACCUCUUUCUCCCCGCUCAACUGCCCAUCAACAAAUUCGCAGGAGGGAGACCAAAACUACAAAGUGCAUCAACUUCCAACCUCCUCUCCAAGCCUUCUCAAUCGCAACUUCUCCAAGUGCCAACUCCAGAACCCCAAUGGCCCACCCCCUUACCCAUCCAACGAAAGACCACCCGCCUCUCAGGCGUCACACCCCUCCACCUCGCCUCUCUCUCCGGCAACUUAUCCAUCGCCUCCAUGAUCCUCUCCUCCUCCCCCUCCAACAAAGCCGACAUGACCAACGCCCGCACAUCCACCACCAACAACAAUAUGACUACCGGCGGACGAACCCCCCUGCACUACGCCGCCGAAUCACUCAACCUCGAACUUUCCUCCCUCUUACUGUCCGACCCGCGCACCGACCCCGACGCGACGGACGACGACGGCGCUACGCCCCUUGCAUUGCUCGUCAGCAAGCUGGAAAGUACCUAUUCCAUGAGACAGCAAGAGGAAGUCGUCGAGUUAGUCCGCAGGUUACUGAGAGCCGGAGCGAACGCGGGAGUAGUCCGGUGCGGAACGGAGUUGUUGAGCUUAAAGGCGAGGUUGUUGGCUUUGGAUGAUGGUCGUGAACAUGGAAACAGAAGAAGGUGGGGGGAUCUGUUUGAGGAGGAUGCGAGGGGGGUGUUGAGGGGGAGUGUUAAGCGGAGGUAUUGAAGGCACCUAGUUUCUAGAGGUUGAGGUUAAUGACAAGGGACGAUGAUCUGAUGGAUCGAUGCAUUACAGGCGUUGG